CGGUGGCCAGGAGAUGUCACUGUUCUGCUGCAAGCGCCGAGAUGUCGCCAAACAGGGCUCACCCCGAGCGGUUGGGAAACUGCUAGUGGCUGAGCCGGCUUUGUAGAGGCAGGGAGGGAGGGGAGAAUGCUGCGUUGCCAAUGCCAGAAAGAGCCGGGAGGUGUCUCAAAUGUGGGACUUGCUUAUCAGUGAAACCUACCCGCCGUCUCUCCCUUUUCCUCAGCUCCCUUGCGCGCUGCGCUGGGCCGGGGAAGCAGCAGCAGCAGCAGCCGCCUGAGCUCAGAGGCUGGGCGGCGGCAGGGAUCAUGGCUGCUCCUCAGCAGCACCAGCUCCUGCAGUACAGCGUGAAGCUGCUGUUGGUGAGCGAGGAGCAGCUGCGGGGGGGGCUGCAGCUUGCCAGCCCCAACCAGGGCGCGCUCCAGCUGGCGGUGCAGCCGGGCGAGGAGGAUGCAGACGUGACUGUGACAGACGCUGAUGGAGUCUGUGUGUUUAAAUGCUUGGUUAACAGAGACACUGAAUACUGUCGUGUGGGCAAAGAGUCUGUCCUAAUUACACUGGGGUACAACAGUGCCUUACUCCAAUUCAAGUCACAUUCUGAAUACAGCACAUUUUCAAAUGCACUGAAGAGGUGCCGGAAUCAGAAGAAGGAACACUCUGUUUUCAAUCAGCGAACAGAAGAGGCAUCUGCUGCUCAGUAUUUUCAGUUUUAUGGCUGUCUAUCUCAACAACAGAAUAUGAUGCAGGAUUUUGUGAGGACGGCCACAUAUCACAGAGCUAUCCUACAGAACCACAUAGAUUUUAAAGACAAGGUGGUCCUAGACGUUGGCUGUGGAUCAGGAAUCCUUUCAUUUUUUGCAGUGCAGGCUGGAGCGAGAAAAGUCUAUGCAGUUGAAGCCAGUUCAGUGGCAAAAUAUGCCGAGAUACUAGUGAGAAGUAACAACCUCUCUGAUAAGAUCAUGGUUUUAUCAGGUAAAAUUGAGGAAAUCUCUUUACCGGAGAACGUUGAUGUGGUUAUUUCUGAACCAAUGGGUUACAUGCUGUUCAAUGAGAGGAUGCUGGAAAGUUACCUCCAUUCCAAAAAAUGGUUGAAGUCAAAUGGAAUGAUGUUUCCAACAUUUAGUGACAUUCAUUUGGCUCCUUUUUCCGAUGAGCAGCUCUACAUGGAACACUACUCCAGAGCCAAUUUUUGGUAUCAGCAGUGUUUUUAUGGGGUCAAUCUGUCCAGUCUUCGCAGUGCAGCGGUGGAUGAGUACUUCCGACAACCUAUCGUAGACACUUUCGACAUCAGAAUUUUGAUGGCUCGGACAGUGAAGUACACUGUUAACUUUACAGAAGCUGAAGAGGAAGAUUUGCAUAGAGUGGAAAUCCCCUUCGUUUUCCAGAUGAUGCAGUCCGGACUAAUCCAUGGCCUGGCUUUUUGGUUUGACGUGGCAUUUGUGGGAUCACUGGUAACUGUUUGGUUGUCAACUGCUCCGACGGAACCUUUAACUCACUGGUAUCAAGUACGCUGCCUCCUUCAGACUCCCCUCUUUGCCAAAGAAGGGGAAACUCUCUCAGGGAAAGUCCUGUUUGUAGCGAAUAAACGACAGAGUUACGACAUUCAGAUUGUGGCUGUGGUGGACCAGACAGGCUUUAAAUCUGGUAACAUCCUUGAUUUAAAGAAUCCAUUUUUUAGGUAUGCCUAGAAUAUAUUGUUAUAUGGCAAAUGAAAAACAGAAACAAGAUUCUCACCAAGCCAAGUAACCUAUAAGACUGAAAACCUAUUCAGAGUAAUGGGCUUGCUGGUCCUUGUGCAAAAUCAGAUUGUAACUGUACAUAUCUGUAAUAAAAGAUUUUAUGCAAGCAGUGUGAUAUGGGAAUGUUGCAGUUCCAUCCAUUUUUUAAAAACUGAAAUUUAGCUUGGGCUCACAUUUGCAUCAUAGCACAUUACUUUGUUCUGAAAUGCUUUGUUGAUAUCUAUUAAAUGUUGUUGGUUUUUGUUUUGGGUUUUCUGCAAAGUUGACAUUUGUUGCUUUUAAAAAAAAAAAAACAACAAACCUACCUCAUGUUUAUAUAUAUGUGAUACAUUGAAGAAUCUUAAAAGCAGAACACAAUAUUCAUAUGUAAGUUUCUUGGAGUUUCCUGCACAAGUUUCUUGGUGAUUUCAAUAUGUUUGGAGCUGGUCUUAUAGGUUACCAAUGUUAAAUAUGGACUCAUUAAUUCUGUUCUUUCUGAAACAUGGAAACAAAAUGAUCCUUUGCAUACACCUUAUAAAUAUUCUGUGAUUUCUCUGUAGAUAUAAAAGUGAAACACUACACACUUGUAAAUUACUGCUAACACAGUUUACAAUAAAAAAUAAAAUACGGGGUUUAAGUGAGGCUUUUACUGUUUCUGUAGCUCAGUGGAAACUUGCGGGUUGUCCAGUACUUCUAGGGAACUUUUUUAUUCCUGGCACAGCAGGGCAAGAGAAAAACUUGUUGCCAUGCUACAGUUUCUAAGAAGGUCUCUCUCCAGAUAAUGAGUUUUCCAGUUUCUAAUGCGGUCUCUCUCCUUGUGGAUGGAGUCCACUCGCUUUACUCUCUUCCCCUUCUCCCCACAACCUUACCACACUGAAAAUAAAGCAUGAUGACAGGAGAAAAAAAACAAAACAGGGCUAUGAAGUAGUUUUCCCCACUUUAAUUCAGUGAAAAAAGGCUGAUGUAUCUGAUUAGCUGCUUACACGGAGUUUGUGGAAAUUGCUUUGUUACACAUUCUAACCAAUUUAGAAGUAUUUCCUAAUUAGUCAUUUUUGGGGGUGGG
Mauremys mutica (yellowpond turtle) is the source of this 2778-nucleotide messenger RNA. RefSeq names its product histone-arginine methyltransferase CARM1-like. NCBI's taxonomy places the organism in Eukaryota, Metazoa, Chordata, Testudines, Geoemydidae. Bases 141 to 1685 code for a protein of 514 amino acids. The transcript has 13 exons. Gene Ontology annotation, biological process: peptidyl-arginine methylation. Gene Ontology annotation, molecular function: protein-arginine N-methyltransferase activity. The record is from RefSeq and is a predicted model, not a curated record.